GGGUCUCCUAUCUAAGCGUAAGCUCGGCUGUAGUCUCACGCGAAGUUUAUAGUCGGAUAGUGGUGUGUGUGCCCCCAGUCUUCUUUGCUUCUCUCGCUUCUGUUAGCCCUUGCGUCGCUAAAGUCUAUCAGUUGCGUUUGUACGAGAAAUGGAGCUCGAGCAACCGACAACGCAGUCGAAUUCCGACUCAGAAAAAAAGAUCAAGGAGAACAGUAAUGUGACUGGAAAUCAUAGUGAUGCUCAUAUAAAUGGCAUGUCAAAUGGAUUUGACAAAAAAAGAGAACACAAAUCCGAACAUAGGGAUAAGGAUAAAGAACGAUCUCAUAAAUCAGAUCAUAAAGACAAAGAGAGAAGCAAAGAGAAGGAUAAAAAUCAUAAAAGUGAUCACAGGGAAAAGGAAAAAGAUAGACAUAAACAUAGUUCUAGUUCUAUUAAAGAAAAAGAUAAACAUGAUAGUAGCAGUAGUAACAAAGAUAAAGAUAAGGAUAGAAAGAGUAACUCAUCAUCUAGCAAGGAUAAAGAACACAAAAGUAGUAGUUCUUCAAGCAAAGAUAGAGAAAAGGAUAAAAGCAAAGAUAAAGAACAUUAUCACAGGUCUAGCUCUAGUUCAAGUUCCAAGGAUAAAGACAGACAUCACAGUAGUUCCAAGGACAAAGAAAGCAAAGAGAAAGACAAAGAGAAAAGUAAGGAUAAGGAUAAAUCCAAACACAGUAUAAGUUCAAGUUCUCGUGACAAAGAUAAAGACAAAAAUGUCUCUAAGGAUAAAGAAAAGGAGAAAAAACAUUCAUUAGAAAAGGACAAGGAAAGACAUUCCACAUCUCAUGCAAAUGACAAAGAAAAGCAUCGCUCUUCUGAAAAAGACAAAGAUAAACAUAAUUUGUCCAGUAAAGAUAAACAUCGCCAUGAUAAAGAAAAAGAUCGACAUCGUCAUGAGAAAGAAAAAUCAAAACAUAGAGAAGAUAAAGAUAAGAAAGAGAAGGAGAAGGAAGAAAUUAAAGUAAAAGAAGAAGUAAUGGAUAUAAAACCUAAUCACAUAGGAAAUGAAGUAUUUCAGUAUAUUGAUGUUGGCCAAACCUUGAAGCAUGAAGUUAAAGAAGAACCUAUAUCACAAAUUGAACCUGAAGAUGAUGAUGACAGUGGUGGAGAACAACCGUUAUAUAUUAAAGAAGAUGAGGAUGACGAAGAAGCUAUGAAUGAAGAAGAAGGUAGUAUGGAUUCAACUGAUGGAAAUGACACAAGACUUUCAGAUCUUCAUAAUACAACAAUUAAAACUGAAGAAGAAUCGGAUGAAGAUAUGCCAUUGAGUGCAAGGUCCAUGGCUCCUACAAGUGUUAAAAGAAGUUUAGAUUCAGAGGAAGAAGAUGAUGUCCCACUUUCAGCGCGUAAAAAGUCAAAGAAGAAUGAUACAAAAGCAAAGAAGAAAAAGCGAAAAUAUGAAGAUGAUGAAGACGAAGACGAAAUUGAACAAAAACCAAAGAAGAAAGGUGCAAGAGCAUCAAAGGGAGAAAAUUCUAGCCCAAGGAAAAAGAAGCAAGAAGAAGAACAAGAAGUUUGGAAAUGGUGGGAAGAAGAAAAAAAAAAUGAUGGGACAAAAUGGACAUUUUUGGAACAUAAAGGACCAGUAUUUGCACCUCCUUAUGAGCCACUUCCCCCUGAUGUAAAAUUUUAUUACUGUGGGAAAGAAAUGAAAUUAAGUCAAGAUGCAGAAGAAGUUGCGACUUUCUAUGCACGCAUGUUAGAUCACGAUUAUACUACAAAGUCUGCAUUUAAUAAUAACUUCUUCCAUGAUUGGAGAGAAGUGAUGACCGAAUCAGAGAGGGCUAAAAUAAAUGACUUGAGUAAGUGCAAUUUUAAAGAAAUGCAUUCGUAUUUUGUCCAAAAAAGCGAAGAGCGGAAAGCAAUGACAAAAGAAGAAAAGCAGAAAAUAAAAGAAAUGAAUGAACAAAUUCAAAAAGAAUAUGGUUUUUGCAUUAUUGAUGGACAUAAAGAAAAAAUAGGUAAUUUUAAGAUUGAACCGCCUGGUUUAUUCAGAGGUCGUGGUGAACACCCUAAAAUGGGCAAAUUGAAAAGAAGAGUUAUGCCAGAAGAUAUUCUUAUUAAUUGUUCCAAAGAUUCUAAUAUACCAAAGCCACCACCAGGCCAUAAAUGGAAGGAAGUUCGGCACGAUCCUAACGUUACCUGGCUUGCAUCUUGGACAGAGAAUAUUCAAGGACAAGUGAAAUACGUUAUGCUUAAUCCAUCAAGCAAACUUAAAGGAGAAAAAGAUUGGCAGAAAUAUGAGACUGCUAGAAAAUUAGCACAAUUAAUAGAUAAAAUUCGUGCUGAAUAUAGGGAAGAUUGGAAAAGUAAGGAGAUGCGUAUAAGACAAAGAGCUGUUGCAUUAUAUUUUAUAGACAAAUUAGCUCUCAGAGCUGGUAACGAGAAAGAUGAAGAUCAAGCAGAUACUGUAGGUUGUUGUUCUUUACGAGUAGAACACAUUACAUUACAUGAGCAAAAGGAUGGAAAGGAAUAUGUAGUUGUAUUUGACUUCUUAGGUAAAGAUUCUAUAAGGUAUUACAAUGAAGUGCCAGUAGAGAAAAGAGUAUUCAAAAACUUACAACUUUUUAUGGAAAAUAAAUCACCAAGUGAUGAUUUAUUUGAUCGUCUUAAUACAACCGUUAUGAAUAAACAUUUAAAUGAAUUGAUGGAAGGUCUCACUGCUAAGGUCUUUAGGACAUAUAAUGCUUCAUGGACAUUGCAGCAGCAAUUAGAUAAAUUGACAAAUCCUGAUGAUACAGAAGCAGAAAAGAUUUUAUCAUAUAAUAGAGCAAAUCGAGCUGUUGCAAUAUUGUGUAAUCAUCAACGUUCAGUGCCUAAAACACAUGCAAAAUCUAUGGAAAAUCUUAAGGCAAAAAUAGAAGCUAAGAAGCAAGCUAUAAGUGAAGCAGAACAUGCUGUAAAGGAAGCUAAACGUGAUGCAAAACAUGGAUCUGUUAAAGAAAAAGUCGUAUAUGAAAAGAAGAAGAAGGCUCUUGAUAGAUUAAAAGAGCAACUGACAAAAUUGGAGGUUCAAGCAACAGACAAAGAGGAAAAUAAAGAAAUUGCUCUAGGCACCUCCAAGUUGAAUUAUUUGGAUCCUAGAAUUACAGUUGCAUGGUGUAAGAAACAUAAUGUCCCUAUUGAGAAGAUUUAUAAUAAGACUCAGAGGGAUAAGUUCAGAUGGGCAAUAGACAUGGCAGGACCAGAUUAUGUAUUUUAACCCCAUAGAAGAUUGAUUAUUACGAAAAAUAACUCCCACUGAUUGUAUUUAGUGAAAUUUUCGUUAAAAUUAUUGAGGGAAAAAGUAAUGGUAUAAUUUUCUAUAUUUACAAAAAAUAAAUGUGAAAAUGUGAAGACAUAUUUUGUAUAGAACACUACGUUAAAUUUCGGUAAAGACUUUAUAUUCAGUAUGUAAUAAGCACAUACUUGUAAUCUAGAAUUGAUCGCUUAGCAAUCAUCGCGUAAAAAUUUUAGCGGUCGCAUUUGCAUAUAGACGUUUAAUUGAUCUUAUAAAUAUUAGAAACUAAAAUUGAAUAGUUGACGAAAAUUUAAAUUCGUGUUAGGUAGAAAUUUAUAAUAUUUGUGAAUUAAAAAAGCAAAAUUUGUGCAAGUGAUCUAAAUUUAGAGAAUAUAGCUCAGUUACUUCAUUAGAACAAGAAUUUUACAGUCUCUAAAUUUAGAAGUGCACAAUAAACAUUGGUUGCUGCAUUGUACAUAGAACUAUGAAAACUUUGCCAGCCAAGUAAGAAAGAGGUAUGUGUAUUAGAUCUAAAAAAAAUGUGACUGCCGAAUGAGCAGCUAAUUUUUAUAUUCCUUUAAUUUGUCUUUUCUCAUAAGUGUAUAAUGUCAUCAAUGGACAAUUAAUUAAAGUUAGAGUCGCGCGCUCUAUAUGAAUUUUUUAGUAUAAAAUUUAUCAAAUCGAAAUUGUGGUUAGCCAAUUUGAUUGAAAUAUAGCGUCUCGAAUGAUAAUUAUAACAUAUUAAUGUAUUUAAAAAAUAGAUUAUUGCUUUUAGCGAUUUAUGCUUUAUAAAAAAAAUGUUUAGUCUAUAAUAAAUGUGAACACAGUGUAUCUAUAACAUUUUUUUAAUAUUCGUACACAUAAAAACCUUGUGAUCACCAUGAUAUAGAAUAUUGUAAAAAAAAAAAAAUACUUCAAUAUGUUACAAAUUAGUUAUCAUAUUUAUAGCCAUAGUUGAAUUUUGUUUACUGUUUAAUAGCAAGAUACUCAAAUUUAUUGCAAUAUUUUUCAAAAUCCUUUCCUAAUGUAUACCUGUAAAUCAUUUGUACAAGAUAUUCUAAAUUUGAAGAAUGUCUUUGUUUAUAUGACUCAUGGGACUCAAAUUAUACAUUAAUAUUUCAGAGUAUGUGUGUGUGAAACACCUUAUUUUAAUCUGUUAUAAGUAAAUCAUGUUUAGAAUAGAUUAUUCGCUUAUUUAUCUUGGAAUAUGGAUCAGAGACGAGUAAUUUUUUCAGUAGCUUAGGAUAUAUUCACGUUAGUUAGAUUGUAGACUUUAUAAUAAAUAUAUUAUUUCCAUCAUAAAAAUAUUCAUUCAUCUUACUAAAUUGAAUAUUAAUUACUCGUCACUGACAGAAUAUUCCCAUAUCAUUGUGUUGUAUGCAUAUGAACACAUACAAUUUUUUACACUCAUAUAUAAAUAUAUAUAUUUAAGGAAGCUGCAAUUAUAAAAUUAUACAAAUAUGUAAUUAGAAUGGUGGUUCUUUAUAACUUUUGUAUUAAAACAUUAUGUUAAUAACAACCACAAUUGUAAGUUAGUUCAUUUUAUUUAAAACUAUAGAAUGUAUACUAAUACGUUUUAAGAAAUGUCGCAAAGUUAUUAAAGGCCACUAUUCUCAUAAAACUGCCAAUUAUUGUAUCAAGAGUCGCAUAAUUUAAUCGUCUGUUAUGCUACAAACUAGUUUUUGAUAUAUAAGUAAGUUUGGUCAUGUUCUAAUCUCAUUAAUAAUUUAAAAUGAAUGUUUCAUUCAUUUCAAACAUUUUACUGUCUAAAGUAGUAAAUUCUUAUAAUAUUUAUCUUUUUAUAUUAUUGUCUUUUUUCAAAUAUUAAUGAUUAUAAACAUUUCUGAAGAUGAAACUAGUACAGUAUAUCAGACUACAUUAACUUAUACGAUGAUCAAGUAGACUGAAUUUAAGAUAUAUAUGUGCGUAUGUGUCACAUUACUCUUAAUUUACUUUAUUAAAGUCAUUUGCGAUAUAGAAAUUAGUAACUAAUUAACAUGACAUAAUGAAAUACAAUCAGUACAUAGGCCUCUAAUAUCAAAUGUUUUAUGCACAUAACAUCAGAUAUAACAUUUUUAACUUUUACAAGUGAGAAGUAAAAAUACAAUCGAUAUCUAGUACAAUGAAGUGUACACAAAUUGAAGGUGUAUGUAUAUUUCGGACAUUAUCAUUUCUAUACGAUACUGGAAUAAUAAAACUUAUAGUGCAAAAAGAUAAA
Molecule: messenger RNA, 5474 nt
Organism: Bombus pyrosoma
Lineage: Eukaryota; Metazoa; Arthropoda; Insecta; Hymenoptera; Apidae
Gene: Top1
Product: DNA topoisomerase 1
Exons: 12
Coding region: 149-3238 (1029 amino acids)
Biological process (GO): DNA replication; DNA topological change; chromosome segregation
Cellular component (GO): nucleolus; chromosome
Molecular function (GO): DNA binding; DNA topoisomerase type I (single strand cut, ATP-independent) activity
Source: RefSeq, a predicted model, not a curated record